UGCCAGUGUUACCAAACAAACUUGAUUGGGCUCAGGCUCACUGCGCUGCUGGAGGACACAGCCAUGGGCUUGGAAAGGCUGUGCAGUCCGGACGGUUUGGAUUCUCUAUGGGACUGGAACCUGACAUGGCACACAGAAGAGCCAGAGCUGACCCAGUGCUUCCAGAACACCGUCCUGGCAUGGCUGCCCUGCCUGUACCUCUGGGUGUGCGCUCCCUUCUACCUCUUCUAUCUCUACAGACACAACAAUGGCUACAUCUGCAUGAAUCAUUUUAAUAAAGCCAAAACUGCUGUGUCUCUUAUCCUGUGGAUUGUCUGCUGGGCAGAUGUAUUUUAUUCUUUCUGGGAAAGAAGUCAUGGGCUGGUCCCUGCACCGGUGCACUUCCUCAGCCCCACGGUGCUGGGCAUCAGCAUGCUGCUGAGCGGCCUGCUGGUGCAGUAUGAGCGUAUGAAGGGGGUGCAGUCAUCUGGAGUGCUGCUCGUCUUCUGGCUGUUGGCUUUGCUCUGUGCCACCGUGUCCUUCAGGUCCAGGGUCCUGCAAGCUCUGGAGCAGCCCUCUCUAGUGUCUGUUUGGAGGUACACCACCUUCUUCAUCUACUACAUUCUUCUGCUGGUUGCCUUGGUGUUGUCCUGCCUCUCUGACCAGCCUCCACUCUUCUCCCAGGCUGUGAAAGACACUGAUCCCUGUCCUGAACCCGGAGCCUCCUUCCUCUCCAGAAUCACUUUCUGGUGGAUCAGCAGAAUGAUGGUGACUGGGUACAAACGCCCCCUGGUGGAGAGCGACUUAUGGUCUCUGAACCCGGAUAACCGCUCCCAUUGCGUGGUUCCAGGGCUGGUGCAGCACUGGAGCAGGCAGCGGCAGAAGGUCCAAAGACUGUCAUCUAGUUCGCGGGUGGAUCUGCAGACCAAGUAUAUGUAUUCGCCAAAGAAAGCUCCACAGAAUGAGGUGAAGGGGGCCAGUGCUGCAGAUGAGUCUGAGAUCCUGAUUGUGAGACCGCCUCCACAGACCAAGGAACCAUCCCUGCUCUGGGCUCUGUGCCUCUCAUUUGGGCCGUACUUCCUCAUUUCUUGCUUCUACAAGAUCCUCCACGACGUACUCAUGUUUGUGGGCCCGGAGAUCCUGCGGCUCCUGAUCAGCUUCGUCAACAACUCAAACAGCCCGUCAUGGCACGGCUUCUUCUAUACCGGGCUUCUAUUUGUGUGCACCUGUGUCCAGUCUCUGGUGUUGCAGCAGUACUUUCAUGUGUGCCUUGUGUCGGGCAUGAGGGUGCGCACUGCCAUCAUUGGGGCCGUCUACAGGAAGGCCCUGGUGAUCACGAAUGCCGCGCGCCGCUCCUCCACAGUGGGAGAGAUGGUGAACCUGAUGUCUGUGGACGCCCAGCGCAUUAUGGACCUCAUCACCUACAUCAACAUGCUCUGGUCUGCUCCGCUCCAGGUGGUCCUGGCUCUGUACUUCCUCUGGCAGACCCUGGGUCCCUCAGUGCUGGCUGGUGUGGCUGUCAUGGUACUUAUGGUUCCUGUCAAUGCCUUCAUUGCCAUGAAGACCAAAGCCUACCAGGUGGCUCAGAUGAAGAGCAAAGACAGCCGCAUCAAGCUAAUGAACGAGAUGCUGAAUGGCAUCAAGGUGCUGAAGCUGUACGCCUGGGAGCUGGCAUUCCAGGACAAAGUGUCUGAGAUCCGACAGAGUGAGCUCAAGGUGCUCAAGAAGACUGCCUACCUGGGAGCCAUGUCCACCUUCACCUGGGUGUGCGCGCCCUUCCUGGUAGCGCUGUCCACAUUCUGUGUGUACGUUUUGAGCGACGAGCGGAAUGUCCUGGAUGCUCAGAAGGCCUUUGUGUCCCUGGCUCUGUUCAACAUCCUCCGGUUCCCCCUCAACAUGCUGCCUAUGGUCAUCAGCAGCAUCGUCCAGGCCAGUGUGUCCCUAAAGCGUCUCCGUACCUUUCUGUCUCACGAAGAACUGCAGGAGGACAGUGUGGACCACUCUGCAGCGCUCAACUCUCCACACAGCAUCUCCAUCACUGAUGGAGUCUUCAGCUGGUCCAGGACCGAGCAACCCACUCUGAAAAAUCUCAAUGUGCAGGUUCCUGAGGGCGCUCUGGUGGCUGUGGUGGGACUGGUGGGCUCAGGGAAGUCCUCGCUGCUCUCCGCUCUACUCGGAGAGAUGGACAAGAUGGAGGGGACUGUUUCUGUCAAGGGCUCGGUGGCCUAUGUUCCACAGCAGGCCUGGAUCCAGAACUCCACCUUAAAGGAGAACAUCGUGUUUGGGCAGGAGCUGAGCGAGCUCUGGUACCAGCAGGUGGUGGAGGCGUGUGCUCUGAAGCCCGACCUGGAGAUCCUGCCUGCGGGGGAUGGCACGGAGAUUGGAGAGAAGGGGGUGAACCUGUCAGGGGGUCAGAAACAGAGGGUCAGCCUGGCCCGGGCCAUCUACUGUGACCGCUCAAUCUACCUGCUGGAUGACCCUUUGUCCGCAGUGGACGCUCACGUUGGUAGGCACAUCUUCGAGCGGGUCAUCGGCCCACAGGGUUUGCUCAAAGACAAGACCCGCGUGCUGGUGACCCAUGGCCUGAGCUACCUGCCUCAUGCAGACCUGAUCCUGGUGAUGGGGGAGGGACAGGUCACAGAGAGGGGCUCCUACCAGCAGCUGCUCACCACCAAUGGAGCCUUUGCCGAGUUCCUGCGCACAUAUGCCUCUGUGGAGAGCAGCGACGAGCAGAAGGCUCCCACAGCUAAAGACAACAGCGGCUCACCUGCGACUGGUGAGGUCAGUCCUCUGUCGCAGAAGGAGGCAGAUAAAGGGGCUGAGCGAGCGGUGAAGAGUGGAGCGGGCAAACUGACUGAGGCGGAUAAGGCCAGCACUGGACAGGUGAAACUCUCUGUGUUCCUGGCCUAUGCCAAAGCCAUUGGAAUACCCCUGACCAUGGUCAGCCUUCUGCUCUUCUUCACACACCACUUCCUCUCCCUCUUCUCUAACUACUGGCUCAGCCUGUGGACUGAUGACCCUGUGGUGAAUGGCACUCAGCCCAACAGGCUCAUGAGGCUGGGGGUGUAUGGGGCACUGGGUCUGUCUCAGGGAGUGGCGGUUUUUGGGUACUCCCUGUCCAUGUCCAUAGGCGGCAUCCUGGCGUCCCGCUGGCUGCACCAGUCUAUGCUGUCGGAUGUGCUGCGCUCUCCCAUAUCCUUCUUUGAGCGCACGCCCAGCGGGAACCUGGUCAACCGCUUCUCCAAGGAGAUUGACACAAUCGACACGGUCAUCCCCAGCAUCCUCAAAAUGUUCACAGGCUCACUGUUCAAUGUACUGGGUGCCUGCGUAGUCAUUCUGGCAGCCACGCCCCUGGUGGCCAUCAUCAUCCCUUUCCUGGGAGUGCUCUAUUUCUUUGUGCAGCGCUUCUACGUGGCCUCGUCUCGACAGCUGAAGCGACUAGAGUCUGUGAGCCGCUCGCCCAUUUACACCCACUUUAAUGAGACGCUGCUGGGGGCCUCGGUCAUUAGGGCCUUUGGAGAGCAGAAGCGCUUCAGCCAAGAGAGUGACCUGCGGGUGGACCACAACCAGAAGGCCUACUUCCCCAGCAUAGUUGCCAACAGGUGGCUGGCCGUUCGACUGGAGUUUGUGGGGAACUGUAUUGUGUCGUGUGCAGCCCUGUUCGCUGUGAUUGCCCGAGAAAGCCUCAGUCCUGGGAUCAUGGGCCUGUCCAUCACCUACGCCCUACAGCUGACAGCCUCUCUGACCUGGUUGGUGCGGAUGUCCUCAGACUUGGAGACCAACAUUGUGGCUGUGGAGCGUGUGAGAGAGUACAGCGAUACGGACAAAGAGGCCGAGUGGACCCUGCAGUCCCCGGGGCCCCAGCCUGACUCCUGGCCCUCCAUAGGCUGCAUCGACAUCAGGAACUUUGGGCUGCGCUACCGCCAUGACCUUGACAUGGCUCUGCACAACAUCACCCUGAGCAUUAGAGGAGGAGAGAAGGUGGGGAUCGUGGGCAGGACUGGAGCAGGGAAGUCCUCCCUGACCAUGGGGCUUUUCCGCAUCAUCGAGGCCUCAGAGGGGCAGAUCCUCAUCGAUGGAGUGGACAUCUCACAGCUGGGCUUGCACCAGCUCCGCUCCCGGAUCACCAUCAUCCCACAGGACCCGGUGCUGUUUUCGGGCUCUCUCCGCAUGAAUCUUGACCCCUUCGGCAGCUACACUGAUGAGGAGGUGUGGAGAGCUCUGGACUUCUCUCACCUCAAGACCUUCGUUUCGGGGCUCACGGGCAAACUGAACUAUGAAUGUAGUGAAGGAGGGGAGAACCUCAGUGUGGGUCAGAGACAGCUCCUGUGCCUGGCUCGUGCUCUGCUCAGAAAGACCAAGAUCCUGGUGCUGGACGAGGCCACGGCAGCUGUAGAUAUGGAAACUGAUAAUCUGAUCCAGUCCACCAUCCGCUCCCAGUUUGAGGAGUGCACUGUGCUGACCAUCGCACACCGCCUCAACACCAUCAUGGACUACACCAGGGUCCUCGUUCUGGAUAGGGGUGAGAUGGCAGAGUUUGACAGUCCAAACAACCUGAUCGCUCAGAGAGGACUCUUCUACAACAUGGCCAAAGAUUCUGGGCUGCUCUGACAGCCCCAAAAACCAAGCCGCAGUGUGAAGCUCUGUUACAAAGAAAAGCUAUUUAUAUUUAUGUACUUGUAAGAUUGUUGUGUUGAUGAGUGAAAAUAUUAUAAUGAAAAAAGAGAUGACAAAGACUACUAUGCCCAAAUCUGUACUCUCUCAAGAGAUCAUGGCUGGGUCUCAUUUACUUCUCUAUAUCAGCUUAAUCCAGGUCAGUGUUGUUCCAAAAAUACUAUUGGGUCAUAGUGGAUGUGCCUUCAAGACGUGACCUGUCUCCGUCCACACCUUUCUUUGGAAGGCACCAUAUUUGAGUGUUUAAGUGUUAUAUUGGCCCAAUAGUGUCAAAAUAUGGUUGAUUUGGGAUUUAGUUUUUCCAUUAUUUGUUGUAUGCCUAUUGUUUAAAAUAAUAAAUUGUAAAAUGUUCUUGCAAAAUCAAAAUUGUUAAGGUGUUUAUAUUUUAAACCAGGUCUAUUCUCCAAGGACGUGUACAGGGAGAAUUCCUUGGUUUGUUGGUCAGUUGUUGCUUUUAUCAGCUCUGCAUUUCAGUGUCAAAAAAAAAGCAGUGCACAAUGACAGUCUUUUGCACUCCAAGGUCCUUUUUGUACAGAGGGAAUAGCCAGUAACUUAUAAUGAAUGUAUACAAUAUGAUCUAAUGUACGUUUUCAGGUUUGUACUUUGUAAAUUAAAUUUCUUUUUAAUAAAAUAUAAAAUGCC
Messenger RNA from Periophthalmus magnuspinnatus, 5295 nucleotides. It is a transcript of the gene abcc1, whose product is annotated as ATP-binding cassette, sub-family C (CFTR/MRP), member 1. NCBI's taxonomy places the organism in Eukaryota, Metazoa, Chordata, Actinopteri, Gobiiformes, Gobiidae. Gene Ontology annotation, biological process: xenobiotic transport; glutathione transmembrane transport. The record is from RefSeq and is a predicted model, not a curated record. Bases 64 to 4590 code for a protein of 1508 amino acids. The transcript has 31 exons. Gene Ontology annotation, molecular function: glutathione transmembrane transporter activity; ABC-type xenobiotic transporter activity; ATP hydrolysis activity. Gene Ontology annotation, cellular component: basolateral plasma membrane.